This is a messenger RNA of Heterobilharzia americana, 486 nucleotides long. NCBI's taxonomy places the organism in Eukaryota, Metazoa, Platyhelminthes, Trematoda, Strigeidida, Schistosomatidae. The record is from the annotation of a GenBank genome assembly.
UUGAGGUUAACCGAUUCAGUAAAGUAGAAUUACUUGUAUACAUGUAUAUAUGUAUAUAAACAUGCUUAUAGACACAUUCCCUAUAUUUUGAAGGAAUAAGUUUUAUUUUACAAAAAAAUUAUGGUUGAUAAAAAUCGUAUUAUUCUCUUAUUCACUCUAAUUUUAUGGUGGAAAUUCGAUUCUGUAACAGGUUAUUGUAAAAUCGAAGGUGAAACCUGUACAAAGACAAUAUUUGCACCAUGUUGUCAAAAUUCUACAUGUCAUUUAAGUGGAUUAUUUAAAGGAAUUUGUGUAAAAUGUCUACCUGAAAAAAGUGCAUGCCUAUUCAAUAGUGAAUGUUGUACAGGAAAAUGUAAUUGGUUCAGGUGUAUUCAUCUACAAGUCACUUGAGAGUAAAUUCACUUUCUAAUUGUUGAAUACUAAAUUUUUAUACAUUAUAUCGAUUUGUUAACAAUAAAAAUUCAUAUAUUUUCAAUGCUAAAAUUA